AUGUCCAACAUCGUCUUCAUUGACGUUCAGGACAAAUCGAACCAAAGCAAAACCCGAGCACGCCAUCAUGCUGCGGUCGUUGUAAAUCGGCGAAAGCGGCUGGCCAGCAUCCAAAACCAUCAGAGGAAUUCGGCGCCAACAGCCCAAGGACUUGAUGCUCAGUCGGAGGACGAACAUGAUCCGGAGUGGGAGACCAUACCGACGAGCGAUGCCCCUUCUUUGGGGAGAUCGCGAUCUGCUCUAAUUACGCAGAGGAGUUCUGAGCGACGACGCAGCAACAAUACCAUACCCUCAAGGCACCGCUGGCGAAUUGGACCUCCUACGACAAUCAUGUCCACCGGUGAUGACUUGAAAGUUGAGUUUGUUCUGAGCCAGUCUUUCAACUGGAUGCUGGGGCAGUAUAGCUUCCCAUGGUCAUCUCUUGUGAAAGAAAACCCAAAUAUCUUCGAUAUGGACAAUAAGCUCGAGAUUUUUCGGGAGACAUUCUACAUUGUGUCAACCCUUCUGGAAUUAAAAAAGGUAAAUGCAGCUUUUGCCGUUCUCAAAGAGACUCUGGAUGCGGUCCCGGACUUCCUUCGAGACAAGCAUCCGGAAUUGUUGUUCUCGCUUGUCGAGCUGGCUUAUGGGAUAAAUAUGCCGAACUCCUCCGUACUGCACGCAAAGAUAAAGCCACACGUCGCUGAGAUGGCCUCGGUUAUCCUGGGACACGAUCACCCCCUCACCGUGUUACUGAGAUCCGACUUUGAUCGCAGACUGAGGACUCAUGUCACCGAGGUUGUGUUCAGCUGCAUCAUCGACUCUCUUUCCAAGACGUUUGGCGAGUCUGCUUACCAAACGCUGGUGCACCAGUUCGGAAGAUCACAGUUCUAUGCACGCACAGGUCGAAGCGAGGAAGGGCAAAGGAUCAUCAGCAAAGUAGUGGACAACUGGAAUUCGCUUUAUGGACCAGACUCGAUCCUCUCAAGACUUGCGGAAUUGCAGUGUAACUUGAUGCAGCUACAGCGGCAGACCUGCCAUGAUGUCUCUUUGCAAGCGCAAAUCAACAACAUCAAGUGGAGAAUAGAAGCCAUGUCCGGAGUCUAUCGCAACAAAUUUACCAGCAAGCCUUCUCCUGCUCUGUGGCAAGCGGACCGGUCUUCUAGAAAGCUUCGUCUAGCACGGUGGUUCCUGCAGCAUGAGCACUACACUUUCGCACUACACUGUUACGAAAGAUCAAUGCUGGAUGCUCAAGCAGAGAGCCUAUCUCCUUUUUCGUCAUUGGCCGACAGCAUCUCUAACAUCGUUGAGAUAUCCUUGCAAGGCGACUUACUGGGAGGUGACCACGUCCACAUUAUUCCCUCACAAGCUCCGAUGAGCGAAAGCAUGAUAGCGAUGACAUAGGCAAGUCUCGAUUUGUACCCGGUGUACAGGUACAAGGGUGGCCACAGAUGCUUACUAGUCAAUGGAACCCUGAUUUUUUCGCCAGAAGAGGAGAGAAGAGAGGAGAAGAGAACGUUCACCUUCCGAGCCAAGAUGGCAUCUGGCACCUGCAUCGCCCAGUGCUCACUGAAUUUGACUCC
Messenger RNA from Exophiala xenobiotica, 1559 nucleotides. RefSeq lists its product as uncharacterized. The coding region runs from base 1 to 1380 and encodes 459 amino acids. The record is from RefSeq and is a predicted model, not a curated record. Lineage: Eukaryota; Fungi; Ascomycota; Eurotiomycetes; Chaetothyriales; Herpotrichiellaceae. The transcript has a single exon.